GCAGCCGGUCGGCGGCCGCAGCGCGGGCGGGCCGGGCACGUGGGCGCCUCCGUCACACCCUCGCUCACACCCUCACACACACACCCGCGCGCACGCACCCGCGCGCCUGGAUCUCGUGCUCUUUCCCUGGCCGACACACAGGCGCUCGGGAGUCCCUCGCAGGCAGCUCGCAGGGCUGCGACCCCCUCUUGCCCAGCCCCAGGGCCCGCCCUUGGCAAGCAGCUGCUGCUCUCUGAACAGCUCCUCCGCGGCCUCCGUCGCAGCCACCUUUGGCCACUGCUGCUCCUGUUGGGACGUGGAAGAACCAAGAGGUGCCCGGUGGAGACACGCGAACGCUACUGACACGUUCCUGCUGCUAAGGGCACGGUUUUAGGUACCCAUAAGAUAUUGGACAUACAGGGAUCCAGGAACCAUUAAGACUCUGUCACCUUGAGCCAAGGAUUUAUUUGAUACUCCUCUCCAUCUUUUAUUCAUAUCAAUUAACAUAUUUCAAAAAAGAAUUAACACAUUUACCAUCAGGAAAUUUAAAACAAAAAUUGUUCUACCCAGACUUUCCAAUGCCGAAGAAUAGCAAGGUGGUAAAAAGAGAAUUAGACGAUGAAGUUAUUGAGUCUGUUAAAGACCUUCUUUCCAAUGAAGACUCAGCUGAUGAUGCUUUUAAGAAGAGUGAACUAAUUGUUGAUGUUCAAGAAGAGAAAGAUAUAGAUGCUGAAGAAGAGUCCGAAGUCGAGGAUGAAAGGCCAGCUUGGAACAGUAAGCUACAGUACAUCUUGGCCCAAGUUGGAUUUUCUGUAGGUUUAGGAAAUGUGUGGCGAUUCCCAUACCUAUGUCAGAAGAAUGGAGGCGGUGCAUAUCUUUUGCCAUAUUUAAUACUGCUACUGGUAAUAGGUAUUCCCCUUUUUUUCCUGGAACUCUCUGUGGGUCAAAGAAUUCGGCGAGGAAGCAUUGGUGUGUGGAAUUAUAUAAGCCCUAAACUGGGUGGCAUCGGAUUUGCAAGUUGUGUAGUGUGCUUUUUUGUGGCUCUCUACUACAAUGUCAUCAUUGGCUGGAGUCUGUUUUAUUUUUCUCAGUCUUUUCAGCAACCUCUUCCUUGGGAUCAAUGUCCUUUGGUGAAAAAUGCUUCACACACUUUUGUCGAGCCGGAAUGUGAAAAAAGUUCUGCCACCACCUAUUACUGGUACAGGGAAGCCCUGAAUAUUUCCAGUUCCAUUUCUGAAAGUGGAGGCUUAAACUGGAAGAUGACCGUCUGCUUGCUGGCUGCCUGGGUUGUGGUUUGCUUGGCUAUGAUCAGAGGCAUUCAGUCUUCUGGCAAAAUCAUGUACUUUAGUUCUCUGUUCCCAUAUGUGGUACUUAUAUGCUUCCUAAUCAGAGCACUCCUUUUAAAUGGUUCAGUUGAUGGCAUCCGCCACAUGUUUACCCCUAAGCUUGAAAUGAUGCUGGAACCCAAGGUCUGGAGAGAAGCUGCUACUCAGGUGUUCUUUGCCUUAGGUCUGGGAUUUGGUGGCGUCAUCGCCUUUUCAAGCUACAACAAAAGAGACAACAACUGCCACUUUGAUGCUGUUCUGGUGUCCUUCAUUAAUUUUUUUACAUCCGUCCUGGCAACAUUGGUGGUGUUUGCAGUUCUGGGCUUUAAAGCAAAUGUCAUAAAUGAGAAAUGCAUAGCAGAAAAUUCCAAAAUGAUCGUAAAAUUUUUGAAAAUGGGCAAUAUUAGUAAGGAUAUUAUUCCUCAUCAUAUCAACCUUUCAUCCGUUACUGCAGAAGAUUAUCAUUUAGUUUAUGACAUCAUUCAAAAAGUGAAAGAAGAAGAAUUUCCUGCUCUUCAUCUCAAUUCCUGUCAAAUCGAGGAUGAGUUAAAUAAAGCUGUUCAAGGGACUGGUUUAGCUUUCAUUGCCUUUACGGAAGCCAUGACGCAUUUCCCUGCCUCCCCCUUCUGGUCAGUGAUGUUCUUCCUCAUGCUGGUAAAUCUAGGGCUUGGCAGCAUGUUUGGAACCAUUGAAGGCAUCAUCACGCCUGUUGUGGACACUUUCAAAGUGAGGAAAGAAAUUCUUACUGUUAUUUGUUGUCUUCUGGCAUUUUGUAUCGGCCUGAUAUUUGUGCAACGCUCUGGAAAUUACUUCGUUACCAUGUUUGAUGAUUAUUCUGCUACACUGCCUCUGCUAAUUGUAGUUAUUUUGGAGAAUAUUGCUGUAUCCUUUGUUUAUGGCAUAGAUAAAUUUGUGGAAGACCUGAAAGAUAUGCUGGGCUUUGCUCCCAAUAGAUAUUACUACUAUAUGUGGAAAUAUAUUUCUCCUCUAAUGCUAUUAUCAUUGCUAAUAGCCAGCAUUGUGAAUAUGGGAUUAAGUCCUCCUGGCUAUAAUGCAUGGAUUGAAGAUAAGGCAUCUGAAGAAUUUCUGAGCUAUCCAACAUGGGGACUAGUUGUCUGUAUCUUGCUGAUGGUCCUGGCAAUUCUCCCCGUCCCAGCCGUCUUUGUCAUUCGUCACUGCAACCUAAUAGACAAUAGUUCUGGUAAUUUAGCAUCUGUGACCUAUAAGAGAGGAAGGGUCCUGAAAGAGCCUGUAAACUUAGAGGGAGAUGAUGCAAGCCUCAUUCAUGGGAAGAUACCCAGCGAGAUGUCAUCUCCAAAUUUUGGUAAAAAUAUUUACCGAAAACAGAGUGGAUCACCUACUCUGGAUACCGCUCCCAAUGGACGCUAUGGAAUAGGGUACUUGAUGGCAGAUAUGCCGGAUAUGCCAGAAUCUGACUUGUAGCUGGGAGGAAACUAUCAGUGGGCUCUAUUUGGUUCAUUUUUAUCAAUGAACAUUGGCUCUACUAAGAGAAGCAUUAGUCUUCACUUACCAGAGGGCGAUCUCAGGUGUUCCUUGGCUGUGAUCUUUAAUCCUAAGUACAUGUACAUUCAACUAGAGCAUUCCUUCGGAUUCUUCGGUUUACAUUUGCGCAGAGAGUUGCAGACAGAGCUUAUAGUGACUGAGGUCCAGACUUGUCAGAAUUUUUAAAAAUACUUCUGGUGUUUUUUCAAGCAUUUCUAUCUCAAAAGAAAAAAAAAAAACAGGCGUUACCUCAGUUUCUAAUAAUUUCUGGUUUAAUAAUAUUGGCAAUUCAAAAGUGGCAUAAUUUAAAAUUUACGUUUGCCUUGAGGGUAACUCCCAGUAUUACAAUGAACAGUUCUGUAAGUUGGUGCCUCUAAGCACACUUCCGUGAAUAUAUUGUGUAGAUAGGCUGUACUUAUUUUGGUAGCAUUGAGACCUUCUUAGGCAAUUAACUGAAGAAAACUGCAAAAUAUUUUCUUAUGUAAUAGCUGUAUAGAGCAAUAGUAUCAAAGAAUAAGAAGGCACUAAUGCUGGAUGACAGUUUAGAUUUGAAGGUGACUGGGGAUCAUGUGUGCGAUGGUUGUAUAUUUUGUGUAAAAUAUAUGUGUGAAAAUGAUCUAAGACUGAGUCACUCAGCACUCUCAAGAAUUAUGCAGAUUCUGCAUUUUCCUAUGCCAUGUGCCUAAAAACCUACUUGAUAUUUAUUGUGGUUUCAAGAUUACUCAUAGUAUAUUUAUAUAUACUUGCAAUGUAUAUAGAUGUAUAUUAGUACUCUAAGUACUGAUUUGAAAACUUGAAGCAAGAUGGCAUUUUAUUUCAUAUCUUUCUGUUUUGCUUCUGUUUUAUGCAAAUAUAAAUCCUUUUUUAAGUGAUUGUUAAGAUUGUAUGGCAUUACAUUUUAAGCUACAAAUAAAUGAAGUUAAAAAUGA
Mustela lutreola (European mink) is the source of this 3736-nucleotide messenger RNA. RefSeq names its product solute carrier family 6 member 15 (gene SLC6A15). Gene Ontology annotation, cellular component: plasma membrane. The record is from RefSeq and is a predicted model, not a curated record. Bases 558 to 2747 code for a protein of 729 amino acids. Gene Ontology annotation, molecular function: proline:sodium symporter activity. The transcript has 12 exons. Lineage: Eukaryota; Metazoa; Chordata; Mammalia; Carnivora; Mustelidae. Gene Ontology annotation, biological process: L-leucine transport; sodium ion transmembrane transport.